UUUUGAAGAUAAAAUAGUAAAAGAAACAUGUCUGCGACCAUGGAAGUAGCACCUGUCCGUGUAAAGCUUUUGUUUAAUAAUCUUCCUCUGGAAAGUUCAUGGGUUUUAGUAAAAACAAAAAAGUAUCCCAAAGUAAAAGAAUUUAUUUCCUACAUUAAGCAAAAGUUCAUGCCCGAAGAAAAUGGGUCUUUGUCUAUCUUUGUCAAUAGCUGUAGAGUCCCGGAGUGGGAAAAAUCCUGCAUAUUUCGUGAAGAUGACGCUGUACAUUUGUAUUUCAAAGAGUCAGAGCACACUUCUGAUCGGUUGACUACAUUAGAGCAGGGUGAUCAAUCAAAUACAAAUAAAAUAGAAUUGCGAAGUAAAAAGAAGAAAAAGAAGAAGGAGAAAUCCACACUAGAACACAGUGAGAACACAGAAAGAAAUCAUGAAGAAAUGGACACCUGCAAGUCUGAUGAUGACCACCAUCAGGCCAGUAAGAAACGCAAAAUGUCGACCGAAAAUCACGCGAUCGCUGUGUGCAAUGUGGAAUCAGAGUCGGUGAAAAGUUCUGACCAAAUAGUGGACGCAAUUCCUUCCAACAAAAGAAAGCGCACUAGAAAGCGAAAAAAUCGUCAAGAGAAAACAGAGAUCCCAGUGAUUAGCAGCACAAAGCCAGUUAAUGUUAGGCCCCUCAAACACCAUGCAGAUAUGUCGGGGAACCUGCACAUCAAGUUCACAUCAGACAAUGAGGAGGAAGAGUCGUGCUCAACAUUUGAUGUCACCAGGACACAGCAAGACUUUGUACAGCGGGAGGACCAGCUAACACAGAGAACCAGCACACCCGUGUAUCACAAAAGUCAAAUGACAGAAGUCACGUACAGUGACAGUCCUCCCAGAGUAAAGACACCGGCCAUGUCACAGUCAGUUCUAGCCAAUGGAGUGACGGUGUUUUCUCGACCGAGAAGUCGGCAGAUUAAGACCAGUGAUUUCAGAGAACUGACCAAAGAGGAACAACUAAGUACUAGGCUGACCAAUAGGUCCCUUGUGUUACAAAACAAUGGUCAGACUAAUGGACAAGGAGAUGGUCCUGAUCCUCCAUCGAUGGACAGUCCGGAGAGCUCACUGGUCAAGGAGGCCCCAGUCAUCGCAAUCCCUGUACGUCGGGAAUACCAACAGUUUCCACUUCUCCAAGGCAACCCAAGUCCUGGUGAUUUCAUAGCAUUCAAGGUGCUGGAAAUGUCUGAAAAUUACACCCCAGAAGUUGGAGAUUACAAGGAGGCCAGUGUUAUCAGUUUUAACAGCUCGUCCCAGAUUGUUGAAUUAAACAUCAUCCCGGGCUUCUCUAGAGAAAAAAGGGCAGGAAAGUUUGAUGUGGACCUUGAAGAUGAAGAGACUGAGAAGAAUGCAGAGGAAAAUAACAUUGAGGUUCACCCUUUAACCUCUAUGAUGGAAGUGAGGUUAAUCACAUGAACAAAUUAUUUUUCAAACCAGAAUAAUAUUGACCUCACACUACGAUCCAAUCAUUGACAAAACCUGUGAGAGUAUUGCUGUAUAAUGUGUACAUACUGAAAUUAAAUUUGAAAUAAAAUAAUGCAUUUUA
Ostrea edulis (European flat oyster) is the source of this 1579-nucleotide messenger RNA. RefSeq names its product coilin-like. Lineage: Eukaryota; Metazoa; Mollusca; Bivalvia; Ostreida; Ostreidae. Gene Ontology annotation, biological process: spliceosomal snRNP assembly. The record is from RefSeq and is a predicted model, not a curated record. The transcript is spliced from 7 exons. Gene Ontology annotation, molecular function: U1 snRNA binding; U2 snRNA binding. Gene Ontology annotation, cellular component: Cajal body. Bases 28 to 1449 code for a protein of 473 amino acids.